Molecule: messenger RNA, 585 nt
Organism: Rhineura floridana
Lineage: Eukaryota; Metazoa; Chordata; Lepidosauria; Squamata; Rhineuridae
Product: A-kinase anchor protein 6-like
Exons: 3
Coding region: 1-585 (194 amino acids)
Source: RefSeq, a predicted model, not a curated record
AUGAAUUCUCCAAAGGUUUCUCGGAGCAGAAAGAAUUAUGGUCUAGAGCUCCCGACAUUAGCCAUGGAAGUAGCACUUUCCCCUAUCAGACAUCAGGAACUGGAUUCUGAAGCUACUGAUGCAUCCCCCAUGGUCAUCAACAUGACUCCCACCACUGAGCAAGAUGGUGGAGAAGAGGCCAUGAAAGAUCAUGAUUCCGGGCAGCAAUAUGAAAAGCCCCCCCCUCUUCACACAGGAGCUGACUGGAAAAUCGUUCUCCACUUGCCUGAAAUUGAGACAUGGCUUCGGAUGACAUCCGAACGGGUCAGGGAUCUGACUUACUCAGUGCAGCAGGACUCAGACAGCAAACAUGUGGAUGUGCAUUUGGUGCAGCUGAAAUUCCUUCCCAAAGGGUGCCACUUUGGUUUUGUGAUAUCAUGGAGAAAAUGCCCUGAUGCUCUAGGGAGCUACUGCACGUUCUACAGUUGUGUAGAAAUGGUUGUCAUAAGGAGCUCUUUAAAGCAUGCCUUUGAUGUCUGCACACCCCGACUCUUGAUACUUCCUCAUGUCAGUUCUCACCUGCCUACGCUUCUCAUCCACAUUUGA